This is a messenger RNA of Paramuricea clavata, 12170 nucleotides long. NCBI's taxonomy places the organism in Eukaryota, Metazoa, Cnidaria, Anthozoa, Malacalcyonacea, Plexauridae. The record is from the annotation of a GenBank genome assembly.
AGGUUGAAGCUAGAACGAAGGUGGUCGAAGCAAGAUUCCACGAAGAUAAACUCAAGAUUCAACAACAACAUGAUUUGUCAAUUCAAAAGGUUUGUGCGAUGUUCAUAUUUAGUAUCAAUUAAAUCUCCCACAUAUUGAGAUUUUGUAAAAGUGUAUGGAAUAGAUUGUUUGAAAAGUUUAUUUUUUGUCCAAAUAUUACGCAUUCGGUUAGAUUCUCGACCGCAAGAACAAUGAAUUGGAAGAAAUGAAAGCAAAAUAUCGCAGCAAAGUGACGGAGAUCGAGACAAGAUUGAAGAAACAAGAUAAAAAGAGUAAGAAAAAUCGAUCAAAUCACAACCAGCAGAUGAUGGUCUUAAUUCUACUUUUUGUCUGCACAUAAUCAUAAUGAAAAAACAAAACUAACUAUCAUCACGACAAAGGGGCUUCGCUCGAAACGUCGAAGUUCUCCAUGUAUUUUUCAGGGAGUUGCUUCGCUAUCAAUCCGAAGCUUUGUUUUUUGAAAAGAAUGAACUGCAAUUUUUCUGAUGUUACUUUGAGUGUGCAUCCACACCGGACAAGCUGAAAAGUUUGCCUGACCACGGUGGGAAUCGAACCCGCGACCUUUGGAAUACUGUAGUCCAAUGCUCUGCCAACUAAUCUCGCUACGAGAUCAAAUCGGUUCGAGUGUGUGAAAAAAAUAAUCAUGAAUUCACUGCAUUUUCUCAAUCUAGUAACUGCAGGUUGAUCAUCAUCUGUUGUACGCUUGUUUUUAGUGAGACUCAUAAAAGAUCCUCUCUUACAUUUUACGCGAUUUUCUCCCGCAGUUGUUCAGCAAGCACGCGAACUUGAAGCACUACGAAAGCAACGUGAUGAACAGAUGCAUGCGAUGAAAAAUAUGGAACAAGGAAAAGGAACGACGCUUCAAAAUGAUUUUGAAAAGAGGGUAAAAAAACGACGACAACAAUAACAACAGCUACAGUAGCAACGGCAACAACAACGACAGCAACAACGACAACAGCAGUAGCAACAACAACAACAACAACAACAACGACAUCAGCAGUAGCAACAACAACAACAGCAGCAACAACAACAACAACAAUAACGACAGCAGCAACAACAACGACAGCAGUGGCAACAACAGCUGUAGCAGCAACAACGACAGCAACAACGACAACAGCAGUAGCAACAACGACAGCAGCAACAACGAUAGCAGUAACGACAAUAACAAUAACGACACCAGCAACAACAACAGCAGCAGCAACAACGAUAGCAGUAACAAUAACGACAGCAGCAGCAACAACAACAACAGCAACGAUAGCAGCAGCAACAACAAUAACAACAGCAAUGACAACAGCAGCAACAACAACAACAACAACAACAACAACAACAACAACAACAACGACAACGACAAAGAACAACAAUAACAACAACGACAACAACAACGACAGCAACAACAACAACAACAACAACGACAGCAACAACAACAACAAAUAAUAACAACAAAUAAUAACAGUAACAAUGAAACCUAUAAAUCAAGUCGUUUUCCUCGUGCAGCUUCACGACAAGAUCGCGGAAUACGAACAAGAGAAGUUUGACAUGCAGAAAAAACACACGCAGGAAAUUCAAGAAAUUUUGGAUGAAACAAACGCAAGAAUUGGGAAAAUGGAAAGUGAAAAUAAUCAACAAGUGGAAGAACUGAAUGUGAUAGUGAAGCAGUUCCAGCACGAAUCACAAAGAUUGAACGAGGAAUGCGAAACAUUACAGCGAGGAAAACUGCUUCUUGAACAAGACAAGGUUCGUGCAUCUUAAUUCUAACCUUAUACCAUUGCUUGAAACGUUUUUAACAUUAUGUUAAAUAUUUUAUUCAGGUAGUUCAGUCACAACACACCAGUCACUAGGAAAUAUUAUUUUCCUGUAGAAACCUCUGCGUUUAAAUUUGAAUCAUCGAAAACAAAAUUUUUAGAUGCAGACGACCUUUUUAUAUGCAGAAUAACAUAACUGGGAAAUUUAACAAGAAACCGUUUCACUCACAUUUUUACAAUUUGCUACCCUUGCAGUGUAUUUCCAUAAAAUUGUAUCCUUCUAUGCUAAUGAGAAUUAAGAAUUUAUUAUAUAUUUAUAUUACAGGUAGAACUCCAGAAGCAAUUGAGGGCUACAGAAUCAGAACGCAAUGAUCUCAAAGAAAGGUUCGCCAGAAUAUUAAUGUAUUUAAAGCACUAAUGUCCACUUCUUGGUAUCGUUUCAUUCAAUGUUGUUGUUGUUGUUGUUGUUGUUGUUGUUGUUGUUUGUUUGUUGGUUGUUUGUUGGUUGUUUGUUGUUGUUGGUUGUUUGUUGUUGUUUGUUGUUUGUUGUUUGUUGUUUGUUGUUUGUUGUUUGUUGUUGUUGUUGUUGUUUGUUGUUUGUUGUUUGUUGUUGUUGUUGUUGUUUGUUGUUGUUGUUUGUUUGUUGUUGUUGUUUGUUUGUUGUUGUUUGUUUGUUGUUGUUUGUUUGUUGUUGUUGUUUGUUUGUUGUUGUUUGUUUGUUUGUUGUUGUUGUUGUUGUUGUUGUUGUUGUUGUUUGUUUGUUUGUUGUUGUUGUUUGUUUGUUGUUGUUGUUUGUUUGUUUGUUGUUGUUGUUUGUUGUUCUUGUUGUUUGUUGUUCUUGUUGUUCUUUGUUGUUGUUGUUUGUUGUUGUUUAUUGUUGCUGUUGAUGAUGUUGUAUACAACUGUAUUGGUUCAGAACGGAAAUGUACAAGCAGCACUGUAUAAUGUCCAUAGCUCUUUUUGUUUGUUUGUUAUUUUAACUAUAGUUUAUCAAGUUACGAAAUAGAGAAGCAGAAGUUAGUGAGUAAUUAUGAGAGCAAGAUAGAACAAGUUGAGAAGAAAGCUAAAACUGAUGUUGAGCACGAAAAUGAGGAGAAAGAAAAGGCACUUGCCAAGGUUUGACACACUAGUUCAUCUGGUAAUUCCUCUCUGCAUAAGCAUCACGCUUUCUUAGAGUAGCUACCCUUUGUUUUGGAAUAAUUUGCCUUGUGAAUAUAUAUUUAAAACACAACGUUACACGCAUUUAUUAGAAAGGAUUUAAUGAAAGUAUUGUGUAGAACGUGGCCAUCUAAAGUGGCCUGCCUCCAUUAUGAAUUGAGCCAUUACGCAAAGUAUGUAUUCCAUUGGCAGAACAUCUUCAAUAUUUAAUAGUUUUGUUUGUGGAAACACCACGUAAAUUUAUUACUGCAAAGCUUUCGAUCCGUAAGCAUACAUAUUAUUACCACUGAUGAAGAUCCGGGCUUACGGAUCGAAAGCUUUGCAGUAAUAAAUUUACGUGGUAUUUACACAAACAAAACUAUUAUAUAUUUUAUCGCCAUGCAAACAUACAAAGAACUUAUCUUCAAUAUUGUUUCAUGUCUAGCAUUCCAAUAUCAAUGCAUUCUUGCAGUUGUAGUAACUCGUGGACAACUCCUUAUUUAGGCUUCGUCUGCGAUCACAAAACUGAAGAAUGAUGUGGGUGAACUACGGAGAGAAUUGAAGAGCACGGAGCAACAGAAACAAAAUGAAAUACAACAAUUGGCAGGACUUCACCGGCAAGAGAGGGCUGACCUUGAACAUAAUUUUGAAAACAAGGUUAGUUCAUGUGAGAAAUACUUAUUUACAUUGAGAGCAUUGGUCUGGAAAGUAACCGUAAUAACGCAAAACUGUGAACCACAAGACCAUUAAGAAUAUAUUUUAUAUUCUUUACCUGCUGAUGCAAGUAUACACGGAGUUUGUAGAAACAUCAAAUGAAUAAAAGAAACUAUUUGAACUUGAGUUGAACUUAAACUUUUCGAUCGAAUCGCAGACAGAGCCGCAGGCUUAAUUCCUGCCAGAGGACCUAGUGUUCCAUUUUUCGUUCCUGGUUAGGUAUAAAAAGUAUAUAUAUAUAUAUAUAUAUAUAUAUAUAUAUAUAUAUAUAUAUAUAUAUAUAUAUAUAUAUAUAUAUCACCACUUGGAUUAUUAACCUACUCCAAUAUUCAUUCUCAACCAAAUGAAGUGCAGAAAAACAUCUCUCAAGUUCAUCUUAAAUGACGUAUAUAGUUAUUUUCUUCAUAUGUGACUUCACUAUAGACUGGAGAAUGUAUAAUCCAGGCUCUUGGUUAGAAUUCAACCCCCUUUCUUUCAUAUUUUCCAGAUUCGCAAUCUUCAAGACGAACUGAAUCAAGUAAGGCGGGAAGAUGACGGACGAAUCACUGAUCUCGAAUCUGUUCUUAGGUUUGUGAUACGUACCGUAUCUUUCUUACCGUAUCUUUCUUACCGACACUGCAAAAAAUAGUGAAAUUCAUAACACAUUCUCUGAAUUGUCUCGACACAGAGAAAAGGAUGCAGAGUUAGAGAAAACCUUGGCAACACAACGAGAAACAGAAGACGAGGCGGAGAAAACCUUGGCGGAAUUCAAAACAAAGAUGGAAGAAACAUCGAAGAGGAUGUUUGACGAUGCUAAAAUACAGGUACUAAAAUUUUUUGUUUGGAACAUAUCGUAUCUCCAACUUAACCGAGUGGAAUGCUUACUGGGUGUCUCUCCAGGGGUGGAUCCAGGAAGGUUUUUCUAGGGGGGUGCUGGGUGAGCAGCCGAGUGUUUCUUUAUAAUUCUUUAGGGGGUAGUGGAGAGCAUUCAAAUGAAUUGGCCUCCUAACGACUUGAACGCCAAAGCGACAAGCUUCCUUGGGGGUUCAGGGGUAUGCCCCCCGAAACAUUUUGAAAAUUAGAACCCUAGAAAUGCCAUUUCCUGUGAAUUAUGAGCUUCAGUUUGACUUCAAAAAAGGAAAAACUUUGGAAAUUAUGCCAUAUUUCUGAAUUUGAUUUUUUUGCGCCCCCCUUGCACCCCUGUUGACCAAGGCUAACAGGGGUGCGCACCCCUGCCCACCCCUCCUAUAAACAUACGACCCACAUUCUAUCACAGGGAACAGUUAAGGUGGUAGAGACGCCAAAACUAGACAACAGUAUAUAUACUACAGUAAGUAGCACUAACGUCCUAACUUUUUCCUUCGUUCGACACGUCGAAGUUCUUUUUGUAUUUUUCAGGUAGUUGUAUCCCUAUCAAUCCGAAGCUUUCAACAGUAUAUAUUCCUGAUCUGAUGAAUGUAAUUGAGAUUAAUUGAUUUUAAGCUUUCAUUUUCUCGAUUUUUUUAGAUGAAUAAAGUUGAACAAGAUUUAGAGAAAUCCAGAACUUCACGUGAGAAACAGGCCAAGGAAUUUACGAGGCAGAUCGAGAAUGAGCGCGUUCGGCACGAGAAAUUAGUAUGUCGUAUAAAAAUCCACAGAACUUUAGCAUGUUUAGUUUAAUCAAUGGCAUCGUCAUUGAGGAAAAUUGUUUUGUUGUUUAAAGGUUUCAGAGUUAAAGAUUUCGUUUGAACAAGAGAAGACAUAUUUGGUUCGAGAACAUCAACAUGAGAAAGAUCUCGUGAAUAGAGAACAUGAGAGAGAAAAGGUACAUGCCUCGUACAAUGUCGAAAACUACGCACAAUUUUAGUUGUGUUGAUGAUAAUCACCGGAAUUUGUUUUAGGAGCUUUACGGGGAGAAACAGCAAAGCAAACUGCAAGAGCUGGAAACUCAAUUCCGUAGCAAAUCUUCCAAAGAUGCCAAGGUGAGGACCCUUUCGUUGUUUUAAAGGACAGCUAUACAGUUAAAAAACGUCUUUCAAUUUGGAGAAAUUUUAAUCAAGCACACUCUUUUAAUUGUUAUGAACUUCUUAUAAUUGUUUCAGGUGAUUGCUGACUUGCAGCAAGUUAACGUCUCAUUACGAGAGGAGGUAAUUUCGAAUCGUGGCAACUGAAACCCUGAAUAGCGAGAAUCUCUCGAUAUCGUAAGCGAUACUGGGUCGAGUAUCAAAUGUACUGGAUCCAGCAUUACGAAAAAAUAUUAGAAAAUCGCUUAGUUAUAAAAUGAACUUAUUAUUCCCCUUGAGUUCAUGCAGAAGGAAGCUUGCCGAAUGAUGGCAACUGAAUCCUUCAAUAGCGAGGAUCUCUCAAUGCUGCAGGCGCUUUGCGCUACAGAGUCCAGUGUGUGAAAAAAUGGUAAAAGCACUUAGUUUCUUUUGAUAAAAUAAACUUAUUAUUCCCCUUCAGUUAAUGCAGAAGGAAGCUCUGUAUAAACAACAAUUGGUGGAGUUAGGAAUGCUAAGAGAGGAAGAGAAACAAACAUUCAAGCGGCAAGAAGAGACACAGGUAUUACACUGAAUUACCCUCGCAGCCAAUGAUUUCAUAUUCUAGUAAUAUUUAUCAAAUGUUGAAAUAUUUUGACGCAGACAGCAAGGUACAGGUCUGAAUUGGAACAAGAACGACUACAGCUGCAACGACAUCAUAGCACGGACAUGGAACAAAUCUUGGAUAAGGUGCGUGGAUCCGUGUGUAAAAUUAGCCAAGGAUGAGUACGGUGUUUUGAGUUUAGUUCUAGUUUUAGUUUGAACCAGUAUAAUUAUUGUUUAGUUUUAGUUCUAGUUUAGUUCUAGUUUUAGUUUGAACCAGUAUAAUUAUUUUUAGUUUAGUUUUAGUUUGAAAGAAGAUUUCAAUUUAGUUUAGUUCCAGUUUAUACAUGCAGUAUAAUUUCAAUUUAGUCUUGUCGAUACGAUUACAAGGGAAGAUUUUCAUUUUUUUAAAAGGAGGUGUGGAAAAGUUUCUAGUGGGGUGCAAGCGGCAGCACUCAGCGUUAGGGUUAAAGAUUUUCAAACAAAAUGACAAAAUAGGAGGGGUGAAGCGAAAUUUUGGUGGGGUUGAACACUUUAUAAGAGAUGUUAGAGAGAUUUUAGGGGGAUUUAACCCCCCACCCCUAUCCCCCCCCAGUAAAUCCGCCCAUGUGCGGUUAGUUUUAGCCGUGAAAAUCGAAGCUAUAAAGUUUAUAGUAUAAAUCAGGACAAAUCUUUAUCAGAUUUUUUAUUAUUAUCAAAUUUGUCACAAUAUUUACAAAGACACUGAUAAACUGUAUAUAUAACAUGUUACAAGACAACACGUGACUUGGAUGUGGAACAGGACUUACGUCCAAUUAAUACCGCAUUAAAUUAUUAUUUACAAACAUUGUUUAAUUAUACAUUCAUUUCUUUUGAAUUUUCUUCACGAGUUUUUAAUUAAAAUAUAUGUUUGGUCGCUGUUUGUUUUAGUCCAAGUUGUAAAUAUUUAGUUUUUGUUUAGUUCACUUUUCAGAGGAUAACGCCUGUUUCAAACGUCGCACUUCUCAUGAGCCGAACACAUUAACAACAAUAGAUAAUCAGCUGAAAUGCCUCAUCUAUUGUUUCUAAUGCGUUCAGCACUUGAGAAGCGCGACGUUUGAAAUUGAAACAGGCCUAAAAAUAGUUUGGUUUUAGUCGCUCAUGUGUAUUUUGUUUUAGUUAAAGUUUAGUUCUAGUGUUUAUCUCUAAAAUUAUUUUAGUUCUAGUGUAGUUUUAAUGGACUAAAUUAUUUUGGCAUGACUAAAAUAGAGUUUUAGUUCUAGUUGACUAAAACAAUACUUUGUUUUUUAUGUUACUCUGAGUGUAUAUCCACACCGGAUGUGCUGAAAACUUUUCAGCCUGUCCGGUGUGGAUAUACACUCAGAGUAACAUGAAAAACAACAUAUUCACCUGAGUACAUAUAUAACAUCAAAACACACACGAAAAAUCAUAAACAAUACUAUUAAUAUGAGAGAUUGAACGACACGGAAAGAAUUUCAAAUAUUUGUUUCCGUGAGCACAGUAGGAAUUUAGCAUAGGUAAAGUUUUGAAGGAUUUGUAAGAAAUGUUUGAGGGAAGUGACUUUGUGUUAAACAGCGAGUUAUUUUCCUCAAACAGUUCUUAUAGAUCCUUCAAAAUUUAGAAUUUAUACCGAUGCAAAAUUCCUACUGUGAUCACAGAGACUGUGAUAGUGUGAACAAGACUUUUGGAGGUUGCCCAUUAUUCCGAUUAAGUUAGUUUGUUAAUUUGUAAACUAUAUUUUACAUAAUGGUCAGGGACGCCGGAACUGGGGGGGGGGAGGAGGGGCAGCUGCCCCUCUUGCCUUUUGCUAGGAAGGGCAAGGGGGGGGGGGCAAAAGUGCCCUUUGAGUUGCAAAGUACUACCUUAUAAAUCACAUUUCCAGUGAUGCUAUUUGGACAAAAUCAUGAGGUGUGAUCUUGAAUGUGACCUGAUUAAGUGCGUUUGCUUUCAUUGGCAAGUCAACACAUUAUUGUAGGUUUAUACAUGUAUCACAUCUUCACCGGGAUCUAUAGAGGUGCCCUUUGGUGUGCGGUUGCCCCCCUUUGCCUUUUUAUCGUUCCGGCGUCCCUGAUAAUGGUCUUUGUGGCAAAUUCCUUUAAAACGUGUUAGAGUCGAUAUCUAUACUACUAUAGUCGGGUUAAAGCAGUUGUGAAGUUGAUCAUCAUUUGCUGCCCUGUACAGCGUUUUGCCACUCAUUAUAACUCAUGCCUGUAAUGCUUGUGAUGUUACUCUGAGUGUAUGUCCACACUGGGCAAGCUUGAAAAAUAUGCCUGACCACGGUGGGAAUCGAACCUACGACCACCGUGGUCAGGCAUAUUUUUCAAGCUUGCCCGGUGUUGAUAUACACUCAGAGUAACAUCACAAGCAUCAUUUUCACCUGAGUACAUUACACCAACACAGAAAAAAUCAUGCUUAUAAGCUUUUCAUCAUCAAGUGCAGUAUUCUGCAAUAACCUGCAUCCCACGUGUUUUCCCACGUAAGUGGGGGUGUGUAAUCAUCCUUACUUGCAGCUGAGAGUUAAGUGGAAUUACGAAGGACGCAGCUCAACCUGAUCGAGUCGAAGGCUUUCUAAGGGCGCCUUUGGCAGCCACCUUAUGACUUAUGUCUGAUCACGGGGCACAGCUACGGUGGAAGGGUCAGUUUGGGGGCUAAUCCCAACCCACCCUGUCAACUUUCCCUGUGGGAAGAAACCCAAGUUCCCGGAGAAAACCCACGACUUUUGGUAGAGGUUGACCGACUCUUUUCAUAAAGUGUCAUGAGUCCGCAGCAAGAGUGGAACGAUCUGAGAUCUUGCUGUGGACUCAUGAACUCGAUUGCCCUGACGAUUAGAUGCGCCCUUAUGUAGCUUGAAAAGUUGGAUUUUAGCGGAAGGGAAAGUUGAUUAUAAAAUAACAUGUAUAUAACGCGUGCUCUGACUGGUCGAAACCCGUGUUUGGAUCAGGCCAUCCAAACACGGAAGACUAUCGUGUUGUUGUUAUUUUAUAAAACAAUUACUUUAUGGUUUCCCUGUUAGGAUGGCCUGAUCCAAACACUUGGGAAUGUUUCUCGAGUUAAGAAAAGCGUGCAAAAUCACUCGCCUUCGGCUCGUGCUUUGCGGCGCUUUUCUUAACUCUCGCAACAUUCCCGCGUGUUUGGAUCAGGCCAUCCAAACACGGAAACCAUAAAGUAAUUGUAUAAUAAUUUUUUCGUAAUAAUUUUUCUCUUCCCUACUGUGUUUCAGACAAACAAUAGAUUCAAGCAAAUGGAAGAAGAUUAUAUCGCAAGAUCAAAGAAAAUGCAAGAGGCGAGUACUUUAGGAUGAUGUGUGUGGGAUGUUGACAGACUGCGAGAUCGUAUCGGAAAAUUCGUUUUAGUAGAUCCGACAUGAUACGGCACGAUCUGCAUGGCAAUUUGUUGGAGAAAUGACCCAGGUCAUUCAUCUUGCACUAUAUUGUAUUCAUGGGGAAUUUCUCUUGCAUUUCUGUAGACUAUGGAUGCUUUGAGAGAAGAAAUACAAACCUUGAAAAAUGAAAGAAUAACGUAAGUAUUACUAAAGAAGUAAAAUAUCUAAAGCCCUGGUCAAAUGAGUCAUGAGAGUUGAUGAGAGUUGAGAAGCGAGAGUUUGCAUGAGAGUUUUCUCAACUCUCAUGUCCCGGUCAAACGAGAACAAGAGUUGCAUGAGAGUUGAUGAGAGUUGAGAAGCGAGAGUUUGCAUGAGAGUUUUCUCAACUCUCGUGCCCCGGUCAAACGAGAACAAAAGUUGCAUGAAAGUUGAUGAGAGUUGAUGAGAGUUGAUGAGAGUUGAUGAGUGUUGACAGCGAAAACUCUCAUCAGAAUUCGAGCCAAUUCAAAGUUGAUAGAGUGCAUGAGAGUUGAUGGUCAAACGAGAGCAUCAUCCUCGUUUCACCUGACCUGGGCUUAAGUUUGUUUCGUAGAAACUUUAUACAGAGAGUGGUUGAAGUCUGGGAUCCCUGAUCCGAAUGUGUUUGAAUGUCCAAUGAUAUCUGAGCAUAUAUUGAACCUAGUGUGUAUUGGUGUAGGUUACAGAACUCUCAAGAUAAACGAUUCAAUGCAACCAUACGUAAACACGAAGAGGAGAAAGCAAGUCUGAAGAACCAUCAUUCAUCCAUGCUCAAGGUAAGUAGACGUCUCGUAAAUAUCAAGAUUUUUAGAGCACUGCACUGGAAUUGCAGGGCCGCAGGUUGGAUUCCUGCCAGAGGAUAUAUAGUUACAUUUUCCACAACUGCUCCUGGUUAAGUCUUAACUUGUAUAUAAUCUUCCGCUCAAAAUUUCUAUCUACAAGAACUUUUCAGCUGUUCAGAAAUCUCUCGUGUCAACUCGAAGUAAAACAUGCAAACUUCAUGGUUGUUUUUUGCGUUCUAUUUAGGCGUUAGAGAAAGACCUUGAAAGACAGAAAGCUGUCGCAAAAGAUGUUGAAAAACAAGCAAGAAGUGUCGAAAUUAGAUUGCAAGAAAAGGUUUAUGAAAAUAAAUAUGUAGCAUUGUACACCACACUACACCAUACCCUACCUACCAUACCCCAUACAAUACCAUACCACACCAUACCACACUAUGCCAUGCAUACCAUACCCUACCAUAUCACACCAUGUCAUGCAUACCAUACCCUACCAUACCACACCAUACCCUACCAUACCACACCAUACCAUACCAUACUAUACCAUCCAUACUAUACCACACCAUACCAUACCAUGUCAUGCAUACCAUAUAUACCACACCAUGCCAUAUAUCAUGCAUACCAUACAACACUAUACCAUACCAUACCAUACCAUACCGCACCAUACAACACUAUACCAUAUACCAUAAUUUAUCAUUUUUCCAUCAGAUUUCGAAACUACAAUAUGACUACGAAGAAAGAAUGAAUAACUUACUACCCAGAGAACUAAAAGAAGUAUGUUGUUACGUAUUUUAUUUAAAGAAGACGUUUAAAACAGGGGCUGCUUCGUUUAACGGUAUUGUACUAGUUACAAAGAUGACAGUAACGACGAUAAACUACUGAUACGUAUCAGGCUGCAAGGAGGUUUACUUGAUUAAAAUAUCAAUUCUGCUCUCCUUCCUAAUCUUUCAAACAAAGUUAUUUUUCCUCAACCUGCUCUACGUUAUAGCCUGGUUAUUUUUGAAAACGACAUAGUAUUUCAUUAAACUGAUUUAGUUAUUUGCCAUCUUAAAUCUUGAAGUUAUCUUGUUGAAGAAUGAAAGUAGUGAUACAUUAUAAUUUGGUUCCAGAGCUCAGUUGUGUUGCUAUCUAAUCAAUAUACAGUGUACACUGGUUAAUUUGGAUGACUUUAAGACUCCCUAGACUGCUCCUCACAGCCACCUACUUUAUCAACAGACACCUGCUGAUAAUUGUGAAAACCCUGAAUGAUUGUCAUUUAUUUUCUAGGAACUUGAAGAUACAAUUCGUUCUCUCCGGCAACAAGUGUCAAUCUUACAAUCUCGAGCUGACGUCUUGCAAGAGGAACUGGAUGCCACAACUACGCUAUCUUCAACGUGGGAUAUGUCACGGUUAGACACACAUACGUAGUGUUUCAUCAUCACACUGCAUUCUAGGGCAAUUCUAAGUGCACAAUUGUUGCAUAAAAAAUAUGUGUGACAUUAAAUGUCUAAAUUGCCAACAUUUUACCACAAAUAUAAUUUUGUACAUAUAUAUUUUAUACGUAAAUUAUUCCUCUAAAUAAAUUAAGGUAGUAUUUAUAUUGCCAUUGUAGCACACAUGAAAAUGAUCGAGUCGAGGCUUUUUAAGGGCACCUCUGACAGCCACCCUAUGACUUAUAUGUCUGAUCACGGAGUACAGCUACUGUGGAAGGGUCAGUUAGGGGCUAAUCCCAGACCCACCCUGUCAACAUUCCCCGUGGGACGAAACCAGAGUACCCGACGAAAACCAACGACUUUCGGUAGAGCGUUGACUCACUCUUUUCGUAUAUAAGAGUCAUGAGUAGCGAGAAUUGAAGCGACGAUCUCAGAGGUGACGACUGCGCCAUUAUAAAGCCAGCCUGGCCAUCAGUCCAUUACCACAACCAGCC